This is a messenger RNA of Pecten maximus, 626 nucleotides long. RefSeq names its product 28S ribosomal protein S24, mitochondrial-like. Gene Ontology annotation, cellular component: mitochondrion. The transcript has 3 exons. Gene Ontology annotation, biological process: translation. Lineage: Eukaryota; Metazoa; Mollusca; Bivalvia; Pectinida; Pectinidae. Bases 73 to 582 code for a protein of 169 amino acids. Gene Ontology annotation, molecular function: RNA binding. The record is from RefSeq and is a predicted model, not a curated record.
GAAAAUGCCCGUAGCAAACGAUGAUUUCAUAUGUACUUCCGGUAAAACUCGAACAGCGAAGAAGAUUCAGGAAUGGCAUAUGCAUCGGUGUUAUUGAGCCGGGUUGUUCACCAUGACAGACUUAUACAACACUGUUUCAACAGAUGCCUUCAAACUUCAGCUAUUUAUCAGAAAAAUUUGAGAUCUGCUGUUCCCAAAACUACUGUCAAAAGAACUGUAAAGCUGUCUUAUGAGACUGCACAAUAUCCCUACCAAAUUGGAGUUACGAAAUCCUGGAAUUCCUGGCAUACAAGUAAUUUACAUGAAGAGGGAGGAGCAUCAGAUGCAGCCUUAGAGGAUGAAAUGAUCAGAAAAUUUCUUAAAGGAAUCUGGGGCAACAAACUGAUAUCAGAGUGUAUUAUAAAACGUCAAUACAAUAAAAUAACAUUGGUAUUUAUAGCCAGCGCUAUGGGAAGAAUUAAAGAAUUAAAUUUUCUUGUUGGUUUUACAGAGGAACUUUUUAGCCAUAUAUUUAAACGACCAGUGAAGAUUGAAAUGCAAACUUUUAUGCAAAAUGAUCAAACAGUUUUCAAAUGGAUUUAAUUGUGUCAGUGCUGAAUGAUAUUAAAUGUUUUACUUUCAUUAAU